AUGUUUAUCUCUCCAGUUAGUAUCCUUCGUACGUCUCAUCGAUGUAUAAACAGGAUAGUAAGCCAUCAAACUUUUUGUCCUUUCCGCCGAAUCACUCUUACUACAGAAUCAUCAUUUGGGAAUACUCGUGCUGUCUUGAUAGCAUGGUCGCUCAGAUAUCCACUGGCUAGCAAGGGAAGUUCUCGUAUGCUUCACGAUGUGAAAGAUAUAGGUAACAGCAGUGGAGAAUUUGUCGAGAAAGGCGGUGAGAAGAAAGUAUACAAGAUAAGCGAAGAUGUGCAAAGCAUUGAAACGUCAGCUCUUCCCAAAAUAAAUGUGAGACCGAAUAUAAUUGUCACUAAGUGGGAAAUAUUAAUGAACAGAUGUGGGUUACCGGUUGAUAAAACUGCUCCAAAGGAAGAUCAGAAUACGCAGAAGAGGAAGAGGAGUACAGUACUUGCUAUGUUUUUCGUUGCGGGUAGCACAUUUUGUGGACUUCUAUACUUCUGUUUGUAUUACGGAUGGAUGAAAAUAGAUGAAGAUAGUACAUAUACGGGUAUAUUAGCUCCCUAUUAUCGUAUCAAAGAAGCUUGUAGGUCAUGGAGAAAUUUCGUGGUAGAACCAUCCAGAGAUAAACUUCUUCCGGAUCCGUUGAAACCACCAUAUUGGCAACCUAAGUAUACCAUUGUUAUUGAAUUAAAAAAUGUUUUGGUGGCACCAGAAUGGAGUUACAAAAUGGGAAAUCGAGUCAAAAAGCGUCCUGCAGUAGAUUAUCUGUUGGACGUAAUUGGGUAUCCAAACUUUGAAGUCGUGAUUUAUACAUCAGAGACUGCAUUGAACGCAAAUCCAAUAGUUGAAGCUUUAGAUAGCAAACAGAAAAUCAUGUACAAACUGUAUCGUGAUUGCUGUAAGUACAUGAAUGGCGUUUAUGUUAAGGAUCUUUCUAAGCUGAAUAGAGAUUUGUCAAAAGUCAUCUACAUUGAUUUUGAUCCGGAAUCAUUUCGAUUUAACCCAGAAAAUGUGUUACGGUUGCCCAAAUGGAACGGCACUCUUGAUGACACAGCACUUGUCGAUCUUGCUGAACUACUCAAAACAAUACACUUGUCAGACGUUGAUGACGUGAGGCCUACUCUUCAAUAUUAUAGUCAAUUUGAUGAUCCGCUCAAAGAAUUCAGAGAAAGAGCAACGAGAGUUGCUGAAUUAGAAAAGAAGUUGCAUCAAAUUGAGUCCGAAAAGGAGGCAUUUGUUGCAUCGGUGAAGAAAUAUCAGGGUCGAUUAUUCGGUUUUCGUCGGCACGAAUGA
Brugia malayi is the source of this 1281-nucleotide messenger RNA. RefSeq lists its product as uncharacterized. The transcript is spliced from 10 exons. Gene Ontology annotation, molecular function: phosphoprotein phosphatase activity. NCBI's taxonomy places the organism in Eukaryota, Metazoa, Nematoda, Chromadorea, Rhabditida, Onchocercidae. The coding region runs from base 1 to 1281 and encodes 426 amino acids. The record is from RefSeq and is a predicted model, not a curated record.